CGUGUCACAUGAUCUACUUUCUAUUGUCGCCAUUUUGUGAGCUUUUUUUUUUACUGCAUGAGAGUAAAAACCUGCGAAUCAGAAGCGCCGGAGGCCAAAGAUCACUCAGAGUUGCUGUAUCAGUAUGGAGGACAGCAGUGGUGUUGCCAUCGUAGUCCCUUGUUCCAGGGAUCGUCAGGAUGUCUUCACCCCUGAUUCACACAUUCAUGAUAUGGAAGAAGAGCAGGAGCAGCACAAGCAAGCUGCAGAUUCUCUCAUCCAGGUGAUCGAGAAGCUGAGUAAGAUAGUGGAGAAAAGGCCAAGGCAAUGCACCCUCUCAGGGAAAAAGCGUCCUUCCAUGACCUGUGCCUCAGUAAUGGUGGCGGAUAGCAGAGAAGGCAACAGGGGGGUUUCACCAUCCAAAAGAACCAGGGAGCAUAGAGAGGACUGCCAGGAUCUUAGUUGUGCCCCAGUGCCAAUCACAGAGCAGGACACGAUUAACAGAAAUGCCCCCAUGGUUACGUGCUACCAGUGCAGCCUGUGUCGCUUUCUUUCCCCCACGUUAAAUGCUUUGAAAGAGCACAUGAAGCAGCAUGAUGAGCAGCACAAUGACCUUAUUCUCAUGUGCUCAGAGUGUUGUUUUACUUCCAACCAUCAGAAGGACCUGGAGGCGCAUGUCAGGCUCCACUUUGAGGAUGGUGACUACACCGAGAGAUCCCCUGCAGAGCAGCAGACCGGGUCAGUAAAAAGAAAUCUGCAGGGUAGGAUAGGAUACUCUACCGUGAAAUCUGAGCCUGAAUUGGAGAAAAUGCCAAGAACCCCCAAGAAGUGGUACAGGUACGAGCAAGGUCGGUAUCACUGCUUGAUUUGCAGUUAUGAAUGCGGGCAGCAGCGCAAUUUAAAAACACAUGCAUGGAAACAUGCUGGCUUGGUCGAUUGCUCAUACCCUAUAUUCGAAGAUGAUGCUGAUCAGCAUGAGGCUCACCCUUUAUAUACUCUGACCAGCCAUCCAUCCUUAGCGCUGUGUAAAAAGCGUGAGGAUGUUGUGGUUCUUGCACCUUUUGGAGAACAAGCUCAGGUUCUGCGCAGUGCUCGUUCCAUUCAGUUGGAAUUGUGUGCAUCAGCAAGUGUGAAAUACGAGGGUGAUGCGGUGUCAGAGAGAGUGGAGGAACUUAAAAACCCUAUGCAGAGCGUUUUCUCUGUCGAAGGAGCUCUGUCAGAGGAGCCGAUAAGGGAGGUUCAAGUGACUCCUGAGGCUCAAAUGGAGCUGGAGUUGGAGACGGAAAACCAGCAGAUGAGCACUGACAGCUUGUUGUCUUCAGUACAGAAGAUCAUCAGCUCCAGUGGCAACAGUGCUGGUCAUGUCAACGUCAUUGUGGAGAGGCUGCCCUGCUCUGAAGAACCUGUAACCAGCCAGCCUCUGCUCCUCAGCCCAGAGGCGUCUGGAUACAAGACCUUACUAGCUUCCCAGGAAGUGGGAACCGAGAGACAAUCUCACCCCUUGUUUUGUGAGGAGCAGGUUCUGAUUGACUGGAAUGGUAGCGAUGAGCAUCAGGAAAUCGAGAGUCAGGAGACUGGUCCACCUCCAGAGGACAGUGUGCCUCCAGUUCGUAGAAGGACUCACUCAGAGUGCUUGCGAUUGCACUCUUUGGCAGCUGAAGCCCUUGUGGCUAUGCCGUUGAGAGCUCCAGAGUUGAGCAAGUCGACUGUUAAGGGUACUUCGAGUGUUAUUUCUGACACAGGCCAGAAAAUAAUUGAUUUGUCUACUGCUUCUGCUGUAUCUAAUGCAAAGGUACCUUCAGCAGAGCUGGUGGCUGAGAUGCCAGGGUCAACCACCCUUUUGAACCUCAGCCACGGUUCCAGGGAAGGAAUAAUGUUGGAAGGACCUUCGAAAGCUGGAAUCAGCAUCUCUUUACUGACUGUUAUUGAACGACUACGAGAAAGGGCUGAUCAGAAUGCCUCUGAUGAAGACGUUCUGAGGGAGCUACAGGACAAUCCACAGCUUCUGAAUGGCACUAUGGCUACGGGAGAGGUGGAUGUGGCAGAUGAUUCAUCGACCCCAGAAGCCGAUCUGGUGGAGUACAUUGCAGGGAGUGACAGACCCUACCGCUGCCGUCUCUGCCUUUACAGCAGUGGAAACAAGGGCUAUGUCAAGCAGCACCUCCGUGUUCACAGGCAGAGGCAUCCUUACCAAUGCCCAAUUUGCAAACACAUUGCCUUAGACAGCAGCGAUCUGGAGAGCCAUAUGAUCCACCACCGCAAGAGCCGCAUGUACCAGUGCAAGCACUGCCCAGAGAUUUUCCACUAUAAGAGUCAGCUAAGAGACCACGAGAGAGCGCAUCAAGGGAUAAGCGACACCGCAGCGGCCCUCACACCUGUCGGCGAAACCAAAGCGAACGUAGACGAGUCCAUGAUGACUGAAGAGGAUUGUUUCAGUGAACAGAAGGUGUAUAAAUGUGACAUGUGCGAUUAUACCAGCUCUACCUACGUCGGAGUGCGGAAUCAUCGCAGGAUACACAGCUCUGACAAGCCCUACAGGUGCUGCAGCUGUGACUUCGCCACCACCAACAUGAACAGCCUGAAGAGCCACAUGAAGAGACACCCACAGGAGCACCAGGCUGUGCAGCUGCUUGAGCAGUACAGGUGCUCUCUCUGUGGAUACGUGUGCAGUCAUCCUCCGUCCCUCAAGUCUCACAUGUGGAAACACGCCGGGGAUCAGAACUAUAACUACGAACAAGUGAACAGGGCCAUCAACGAGGCCAUGUCUCAAAGCAGCAGGUCUCCAGUCGUGCCUUCAAAAUCAGGCCUGGAUCCAUCUGCAGACAGGUCAUAUAUCAUCCUGAACCAGAAGGAGAAGACGUCUCGUCCUUCAGCCCAGAGAGCGUCGGGGUUACCGGUGAGGAAAGGAGGCACCGGGGUUCCAAAUGCAGCCCUGGAGUACUGCAUGCUGCUCUUCUGCUGCCCGGUCUGCAGCUUCGAGUCCACCAGUAAAGAACAGCUGAUGGAGCACAUGAAGGAGCACGACUUCAUCAGCAUCAUACUUAGCAAGGAGCAGCAGGGAAGAUAGGUGCAUGAGGCCAGCACAGCACCAUGAGGGGAAACCUACAAUCUGCGCACACACAAAAUCUACAAAAAAAAAAAAAGAGCCUAUAUAUACAGUAUAUAUAUAUAUAUUAUGUAUGUCUGUCUUUUUUUGGACACUUUUUUUUUUUAAAUCCUUUUGAUACACUGAUUUACAGAAACUCUGUACUUUUAUUAUACCCUUUUUUUUUUUUCUCCUUCCCUCUUUUUUUUCUUUUUCUCAGUGUUAUUAAGGUUUGUUCGAGCAUAAUUCAGGAUCUGAACGUUUCAUCCCAAACGUUAUCAGACUGAUUUUUUUUUUUAAAUUAACCAAGGAAACAUUCAAUAUCAUAGCGUAAUAUCAUAGGUGGAUAUUUGUUGAUUGAACAGCAUUUCAUACCUCAUGAGUUCACUUUUCUACACCGUAUAAAUGAAGAUCAUUAGGGUUAAUCAUCCAUAGGGCAGCUUCUUCUACUUCAUUGUAAUAUUAUUUAUCAGUAUUCUUUUAUAUAGUCUUCACGGUAAGGGAAGAAAGGAAACGGUUUUAGGUUAAUAGCCUUGUCGUUUGUCAAUAUUUGUGUUAAUAUUUAUCACGCUUAUUUAUAUCUUUUGCAUGCACCCUUCCGUUACGCUCACAGAAAAGGAGCGGAUCGUCGUUAAGCCGUUCUUUUUCCGGUGCUAUUGACGCUUACUUUGGCACAUUUGGAGCAAACAAAGCGUCGUUUCAGGAAUGUAUCUUAAACCUACAGACUAGCCAGUGUGCGGAAGUGUGUGUUUAAAUGCUUGUACUGUUUAAAUACAAAGUCAGGAGACAUUCUAAUGGUCACCGGUCCAAAAAUAUCAGGUAAUAAAAACUCCAUCCAAGGCAAAUACUGUAGCGAAUGCCACAUACGACGUCCUACGUUAAUGUAGAAGGAUUAGAACACAAACAUCAGAUAUGGUGAUGUAAUGUGUCUAUACAUAAAUAUACAUUAUUAAGAUAUUUCUGUUUUAUUUCAUAAGACACCAUUGUCUUACUAGUAACCUUAGCUUAAUGCUAGGUUUCUUCCUUUUGUAUUUAAACGCAUACAAAAACUUGACUUUUUCCUUUUCAAACUUUUUUUUUAAGUUUACGUCUAAGUUACGAUGCGAUAUUUUACGAUCUGCCACAAAUUAUUAUUUAUAUAUAAAAUGUCUGUCGAAUUUUAAACAUUACUGGCUACCUCUGGUCAAAAUGUCCCUGUCCCUUCCUGGAAAAAAAAGUCUUAUGUUAAAUACCUAGGGAUAAUUUGCAUACAUGUACUGAUUUCAUGUCACCAGUUCAUGGGCUUUUAGGUUGCCUUUGGGGAGAACAAUGUUUCAGGCAAAGUAAAUAAUUUUCUGUAAGAAUAUCUCUGGAUCACACCAAAUUUAUGAAUAUCUCGGCCUACUUUACAGACGGAAGAGCAGGCAUCAGGAAGAUAAUGACUUGGUAUGCACAUGGAGCAUGCAAUCACUUGAGCUCAUUGUGCAUUUUAAUCACAGUAAUUUGAGUUUAGCCGGGAUGCUCGGAAACCUUGUCCGAUUCGGAAUUGCUUUCCCGUUAUGUUUCCGACGCACAUGCGUCCAGUCGAGCAGUGGAGAUGCAAUCAGAUGUUAAGCGUACGCGUUCUGAAUGCAAUUUGCCGUUUUGUUGUUCUUUUUUAAUAACAGAGCGGUUUGUUAAUCUGUAUAGACUGUAGAAAAAGGUGGAGGAACAAACUAUAGUCUAGCUAGUUUUGUAUUUUUGUUUUUUUUUGGUGAUAAUAAGCUUUUCGAUUAUGAGUACUUAGCUUAAAUUCUGCACCCACUGAACACUCGCAUACCUUCAAACAUACCGUGCAUCACGUACCUGGACAUUUGACCAAAAAAAACACACAAACGUAGGUGCUGGGUCAGAUAUGUGCCUUCCAUUUUUACUCCUGAUUAGUUCUCUCUUUAAAUCCAAGCCAAAUGUUGCGCCUUAACUGAUCGCAACUGAAUUCGGACUUGAUUUUGUUCUCAUCAAUUUGGUAUUGUAUCGACACAUGGUACUGUAGUACGGCUUUAUAUGUCACUGGCUGUGUAUAUACUGUAGAAUUUGGACACUUUUUUAUUUUUUUUUUAUUUUUAUUUUUUUUUAAAGAAUUUCUAUUUUAAGGUGACUUGUAUACACACUACAGGAAGAAAAUAAAAGUAAUGGAGUAAAAUGAUGGAGUCUAGCCAAAGCGUAUUUAUUUAAAAAAAAAAAAUAAUAAAAAAAAAUAAAACAUGGCCUCUUCGGCUGUAGUCCAGAGUAAUGGAAAGCUUAUCAUCAGAAGUUUGUAAUGCUGCCAAAGGAGGUAGAGGAUCAUAGACUUUAACAUUGUUAAUGCUUUUCAGCACUAUUUUUUAAGUUCAGAUUGUAGUGGUCGUGCAGGGCCGUAUUUCACAAACCUAGUGUUCCGUUCGAUUAUUUAUUUACACUUCAUACACUGUAAAUUGUUAUUACUUGUAUUUUUGGUAUUAAAAACUGAACAAUGA
Messenger RNA from Tachysurus vachellii, 5538 nucleotides. RefSeq names its product zinc finger protein 507 (gene znf507). NCBI's taxonomy places the organism in Eukaryota, Metazoa, Chordata, Actinopteri, Siluriformes, Bagridae. Gene Ontology annotation, biological process: regulation of gene expression. The transcript is spliced from 7 exons. Bases 125 to 3046 code for a protein of 973 amino acids. Gene Ontology annotation, cellular component: nucleus. The record is from RefSeq and is a predicted model, not a curated record.